AUGGCCUUCAACGUCCUUACCACAAAUGCGACCGAACUCCAGCGGUUGUUACAAGAAAACAAAAUCACGAGCGUCCAGAUUGUGCACGAAUAUAUCGCGCAGAUUGAUCGUCAUGAGCCUGCUCUCAAUGCGUUGAUCUCGGCGGCCAAGCGGGAUAACGUUCUCGCAAUUGCCAGAUCUCUAGACCAGGAGCGUCAAAAAGGUAAACUCAGGGGACCAUUUCAUGGAAUUCCGAUUAUUUUGAAGGACAGCUUUGUCACCGCGUCGGAUCUUGGUAUGAGCACAACGGUUGGAUCGCGCGCGUUCAUCGGAUCCAAGGCGUCGAAGAAUGGAGUCAUCACUCAGCAGUUAAUUGACGGUGGCCUGAUCAUCCUGGGAAAGGGUAACAUGACUGAAUUUGCUGGCAUGAAAAUGACCACGAUGAUGCCGGGUUGGUCUGCGCAUGGCGGCCAGACGCUGUCACCCUACGUCGGCAAGUUGGAGGAGAAUGAAAAAUUGCUUGGUCACUCAGCUCCUGGAGGUUCAUCUACUGGUUCGGCGGUAGCUGUAGCUGCCGGCUUCAGUCCGCUUGCCAUGGCUACAGAGACAAUUGGUUCCAUCGUAACUCCUUCAACCCGCGCAGCUUUGUACGCGCUCAAGCCUACUACCGGGAUUCAAGAUGUUACUGGACUGCAUACCAUGACAGAUUUCUUUGAUAGCGCAGGCCCUAUGGCAAAAUCCGCGGAAGACGUACGCGUGCUUUCUGAGAUUUUACUCGAUCGGACAUUUAACUUCUCUCCAUCGGGCUCCUGGGAAGGCCUUUCCAUAGGCUUUCUGGAUCCGAAGGUAUGGACCAUGGCAUCUGAUUUUUGUACGCAAUUUGAAGGAACAGCAGAGCAAAUGGUAGAUGAGUACGAAGAUACAGUUUCUAGCCUGAAAAGCCAUGGUUGUUCUUUAAAGUACCCAAUUGAUCUUAAGGAUGUUUCAACACUGUCGGAUAUACUACCUAUCGCAUAUUGGGACUUCAAAAAUGUUUGUAUCCCUAGAUUCAUCAAGGCGUUUGACGAAUGCCCUGUGAGUAGCGUUGCGGAUAUUGUCAAGUACAACAGAGACAAUUCCAAAACAGCGCUGCCUGCUCCAUUCACGGAGCAAAAUGAUUUAGAGGGGGCAAUGAACAGCAAUGACGAAAAGGAGAAAAUAGAUGCUUUAAAACUGGAUCUUCGUAAUGCUGCAAAAGAUAUUCUCGACGAUGCGUUUGAUAAGGAAAAAAUCAACAUCAUUGCUGCUCCCGGAGACUCGCCGCUGUGCGUUCAUGCUGCCGCUGCAGGAUACCCUGUAGCCACGGUCCCGAUAGGGCAACUUCGAUAUAAUAAUCGGCCGUUCGGUUUAUGUCUCUUAGCAAAGGCCAAUGAGGAGGAAACUCUUUUGCGGUUUAUGAAUGCUUACGAGAGAGUUGGUAAGCCUCGCCCGGUGCCGAACAUUUGA
Talaromyces rugulosus is the source of this 1464-nucleotide messenger RNA. RefSeq lists its product as uncharacterized. Lineage: Eukaryota; Fungi; Ascomycota; Eurotiomycetes; Eurotiales; Trichocomaceae. The record is from RefSeq and is a predicted model, not a curated record. The coding region runs from base 1 to 1464 and encodes 487 amino acids. The transcript is spliced from 7 exons.